AUGGCGGAAGGCGUAAACUCCGCGCCGUGUGACUUGUGUCACGGUCAGAACGAAAUAAACAGAAAAUGUCUGUCCUGUGACGAGUUCAUGUGUGAAAACUGCAGCAGGAUACAUUUAAAGAGCAGACAGUCACGUGACCAUGACAUUAUAACCAUCGCUGAUUCUGAAAAGUUGACAGCACUAGUGCCGUACCAGCCCCGCGAAGACGAUAAUCGGGAAAACGAUUGCGUCAAUGAGUUCUGUGACGAGCACGUAGGAGAGAGGUGCAUUUUGUUUUGUGUUACUCGUGGGUGCGAUUGUCUGGUCUGUCGAGUUUGUAUUUUAGAUUAUCAUCAGGGACACCGCUUCGUUGAAAUUGAUGAUAUACUUACGUCAUUUAAGCGUCACGAGGCCGAAAGAAGUCGCGAUGAAAUCGAAAGCAGCAUCCUGCCGUAUCUUACUGAGAAGAAAAUGCUACUGACUACAGCCAGAGAAAGCGUCUUAAAUGACAUUCAAAGUAAGAAGGAAACCGUGAAACACAGGUACGAGGACCUACGAAAAGAGUUAGAUAAACAUUAUCAAACGACUCUGUCUAGUUUAGCUAAUGCUGGCAAAGCCAAUAUCGAGAUCAUUGACGCGUUAGGAAAGUCUAUAGAUUUUCACCUAACACGAUUGAAAGAUAUCCUGUCUAUUGGCGAUAAAAGUGCUGAGAACAGAAAUGAGAUCGGAGAUAUAAAAUACGCUCGUAGGUUAGAAAAUGACAUUGAAAGUACCCCUGAGGUGUUGAUACCAAGCUUCAAUCGACUCAUGUUAAAUACGCAUGGAAAUUGCACAAUUUCCGAUAUCUUUGGCGAUCUCGAAGAAGUCUUCGAAUGCGAACCGGAAGUUAUAUCAAGGUCACCAACGGGCUUCCCUGAAGUGUCUUCUGUUUGUCCCGUAUCACCAUUUGCUGCUUGGCAUGGACAUUAUAAGCAUAGAGGAAUUCAGCUUUUGGAAGUGGAUGAAUGUGAUCAUCUUAUUCCCGGUGGCGGAUUCGGAAAAUCUGGUGUUUUGAAUAUGGCUGCUACUCCUGAAGGCGAUAUAUACAUGGUGAUCUAUGGAAGUCAUGACGUCAUCAUGUUAAAAACUGACGGAUCAGUUGAAAAGAUUUAUGAAACUCGACCAUAUGUUGCUCUAGGGAUUGCAGUUACCAGAAACAGAGACAUUUUGCUCUGCCUUGCCGAAUCAUACCCGAAUGAAAUGAAUCCUUCCGGAAAGCGCCGAGUGGCUCGAAUAACGAACUUCGGUAUUACGCGCCAAAUCAUUGAAAAAGACACAGAGGGACUCGACAUUUUUGUGUAUCCAUUCCGUGUAGGCGAAAAUAUCAAUGGUGACAUUGGCGUCAUUGAUCACGUGGGUGACGCGGAAGGAGUACUUGUGACGCUAAAUGCGGAAGGCACCACGAGAUUUAAGUAUAAUGGCUUGGAACAAAACGAUGGACAAGUGUGUAAUUUGACGGACAUAACAUUUGACGGAGAGGGGUGCAUUCUUAUGUCUGAUGUGACUAACCAGUGUAUACAUAUGUUGUCUAAGGACGGGAAAUUCCUGCGCUUUAUUGAUGUGUUCAUUUACUAUAAUACCAAAUUGUCCCCCACUACUCUUGCUGUUGACUCCUCGGAAUGCCUCUGGGUUGGAGGUGUCUCCAAGCAUAGAUACUUCAAUAGAACAGAUGCCAAUGUUGUACGAGUGAAAUAUAAAAUGUAA
This is a messenger RNA of Ostrea edulis (European flat oyster), 1722 nucleotides long. RefSeq lists its product as uncharacterized. Gene Ontology annotation, molecular function: zinc ion binding. Lineage: Eukaryota; Metazoa; Mollusca; Bivalvia; Ostreida; Ostreidae. The transcript has a single exon. The coding region runs from base 1 to 1722 and encodes 573 amino acids. The record is from RefSeq and is a predicted model, not a curated record.